UACUGCAUUUAAAUUCUCAAUAGACAAAUCAGUUCUACACAUCAAACGGUGCGGUCGCCACUAUGGCAACAAAUUUAGCAAACAAAGUAAUCGUUUUAACUGGUGGAGGAGGUGGAAUCGGUUCCACAAUAGCUGAUAAUUAUCUUGAACAGGGAGCAAAACUUGUUAUUUUACUUGAUAAUGACGAGAAGAAUGGAGCCGACACCGCAAAACAAUUAACAACGAAAUAUGGAGACAACAAAGCUGUAUUUAUUAAGUGUGAUUUAACUUCCGAAGUGGAUGAAGUUUCAAAAACAAUUUUUGAAAAUUAUACAGUCGACGUCCUUGUCAAUAACGCUGGAAUCUUCGAUGAGACGAAACUGAAACUGACUAUAAAUGUCAAUGUAACUGCUCUUAUUGAAUUGAGUUUGAAGUUUUGGAACCACAUGAGGACAGAUAAGGGAGGAAGAGGAGGCACCAUUAUUAACUUGGCAUCCAUAUAUGGAUAUAGAGUUGAUCCAUAUACUUCCAUCUAUCAAGCUUCAAAAUUCGCUGUUAUGGGAUUUACGAGGUCUUUAGGUCAUGCAGAUAAUUUCAAGAGAUCUGGUGUGAGAGUAGUUGCCAUCUGCCCUGGUUUUACCAGAACCAAUAUGACUGUUACAUUUACCACAACAGACUUGGACCGCUUGGAGGAAUAUAACGAAUACGCUAAGAGCCUACCGUGGCAAACAGUAGAAGCGGUGGGUGAUGCUGCCGUAGAAAUCUUUGAACUUGCUGAAAGUGGUUCCGCUUGGCAAAUCAAGGGAGGGAAACCUGUUGAAGAAGUAAAGUUAAAGUUUGAAAAUAACGAUCCAUAAUUCAAAUUUUUCAGUAGUAUACAUACGUGAAGCUACAUUGGUGACAUUAAUUUGAUACACGAUUAGGGUCAGUAGUCAUUAAUCAUAUGAGUCAUGAUA
This is a messenger RNA of Trichoplusia ni (cabbage looper), 935 nucleotides long. Its product is annotated as alcohol dehydrogenase 1-like. Gene Ontology annotation, molecular function: oxidoreductase activity, acting on the CH-OH group of donors, NAD or NADP as acceptor. Bases 63 to 836 code for a protein of 257 amino acids. Lineage: Eukaryota; Metazoa; Arthropoda; Insecta; Lepidoptera; Noctuidae. Gene Ontology annotation, cellular component: cytoplasm. The transcript has a single exon. The record is from RefSeq and is a predicted model, not a curated record.